CUUUUUUUUUUCUUUUUUUUCUCCUUCUUCUUCCCUCUCUCCCUAUAAGGCUAUAAAUCUCCCAUUUCACGGUGACUUUCAUCGGAAACCAUCAUUUCACUUCGCCGCUCCGACGACUUUUUCAGUUUAUCAUCGCCGUCUUCGCGGGAGAUCUUGGUCUACUCAAUAUACAAAGACUUCUGAUCAAUUAAAAAACCGAGAUGGAGCCACUUGGACUAAGAGCUGUUGGUUCACACUGUUCUUUAUCGGAGAUGGACGAUCUUGAUCUGACUCGAGCGUUAGACAAACCGAGGUUGAAGAUCGAAAGGAAGAGAUCUUUUGAUGAGAGGUCAAUGAGUGAACUAUCUACUGGUUACAGUAGACACGACGGUAUGCACGAUUCUCCGAGAGGCAGGUCGGUUCUUGACACGCCUCUCUCGUAUGCUAGAAACUCCUUUGAGCCUCAUCCUAUGAUGGCUGAGGCUUGGGAGGCUCUAAGGAGGUCAAUGGUCUUCUUCCGUGGUCAUCCUGUUGGUACUCUCGCAGCCGUCGAUAAUACUACCGACGAGGUCUUAAACUACGACCAGGUGUUUGUGCGGGACUUUGUACCGAGUGCACUGGCGUUUCUGAUGAAUGGAGAAUCGGACAUAGUGAAACACUUCUUGCUCAAGACACUUCAGCUUCAAGGUUCAGAGAAGCGUGUGGACCGGUUCAAGCUAGGAGAAGGUGUGAUGCCUGCAAGCUUCAAGGUGCGUCACGAUCCUAUCCGAGAGAAAGACCAUCUCGUUGCAGAUUUUGGUGAAACCGCCAUUGGAAGAGUGGCUCCUGUAGAUUCAGGGUUCUGGUGGAUUAUCCUUCUCCGUGCUUACACCAAAUCUACAGGAGAUUUGACUCUCUCAGAGACACCAGAGUGUCAAAAGGGAAUGAAGCUGAUCCUGUCUUUAUGCUUAGCUGAAGGGUUUGACACGUUCCCGACACUGCUUUGUGCUGACGGAUGCUCCAUGAUUGAUCGGAGAAUGGGUGUUUAUGGGUAUCCAAUUGAGAUUCAAGCUUUGUUCUACAUGGCUCUGAGAUGUGCCUUGUCGAUGCUAAAGCCCGACGGAGAUGGCAGAGAGGUCAUUGAGAGGAUCACUAAGCGACUUCACGCGUUGAGCUUCCAUAUGCGCAAUUAUUUCUGGCUCGAUUACCAGCAACUCAAUGACAUUUACAGGUACAAGACGGAGGAAUAUUCACAUACGGCGGUGAACAAGUUCAACGUGAUGCCUGAUUCUAUACCGGAGUGGGUUUUCGAUUUCAUGCCUCUCCGAGGAGGCUACUUUGUGGGAAAUGUAGGACCCGCCCAUAUGGAUUUCCGGUGGUUCGCACUAGGCAACUGCGUCUCCAUACUCUCCUCUUUAGCCACUCCAGAUCAAUCCAUGGCCAUUAUGGAUCUUCUUGAGCACCGGUGGGAUGAGCUUGUAGGCGAGAUGCCUCUCAAGAUUUGUUAUCCUUGCCUCGAGGGCCACGAGUGGCGUAUCGUCACUGGCUGUGACCCCAAGAACACACGGUGGAGCUACCACAACGGUGGAUCUUGGCCAGUUCUGCUGUGGCAGCUAACAGCAGCGUGCAUCAAGACGGGAAGACCGCAGAUCGCGAGACGCGCGAUUGACCUCAUAGAAUCGCGUCUUCACAGAGACUGUUGGCCAGAGUAUUACGACGGUAAGCUCGGACGGUACGUAGGGAAACAGGCUAGGAAAUACCAGACGUGGUCGAUAGCUGGUUACUUAGUGGCUAAAAUGUUGCUAGAAGAUCCUUCACACAUCGGUAUGAUAUCUCUCGAAGAAGACAAACUCAUGAAACCGGUUAUCAAGCGAUCAGCGUCUUGGCCGCAACUUUAGAAAACCGAUCUCGGUUUUUGAUCUGUUCUGUAUCUGCCACGGUAUAAUUUUUUGUUCACUUUCCUUUUUUUUUGGGCUGUUUGUAUGAUAAUGUUAUUCAAGACUUGUGCGGGAGAAGAAGUGGACAUAGACUUUAUUGAUUGCUUCUUUCUUGCUUUGCAAGUAAGAAGAAAAAAAUGGGAAAAGCUCGUUUGCCGUUUUUUCUUUAUUAUCAAGAUUACACUUUUUCAUUUGCCAGACUUGCAAUCGACAAAU
Messenger RNA from Eutrema salsugineum, 2111 nucleotides. Its product is annotated as alkaline/neutral invertase CINV1. Gene Ontology annotation, biological process: sucrose catabolic process. Lineage: Eukaryota; Viridiplantae; Streptophyta; Magnoliopsida; Brassicales; Brassicaceae. Gene Ontology annotation, cellular component: chloroplast. Gene Ontology annotation, molecular function: endo-alpha-N-acetylgalactosaminidase activity; sucrose alpha-glucosidase activity. Bases 201 to 1856 code for a protein of 551 amino acids. The transcript is spliced from 6 exons. The record is from RefSeq and is a predicted model, not a curated record.